This is a messenger RNA of Rodentolepis nana, 444 nucleotides long. The record is from the annotation of a GenBank genome assembly. NCBI's taxonomy places the organism in Eukaryota, Metazoa, Platyhelminthes, Cestoda, Cyclophyllidea, Hymenolepididae.
AUGAAUCGGUCUUUGAGUCAUUUAGUUGAAUAUAGAUCGAAGUUCCCCAAUGGCCGAAAUCGGUUUCCUAUAUAUGUAUCACAAGAUUGUGGUGAUGCACGUGUUCUACGUUUGUUAAGCUCUUACGGAAAUCAAAUUACUGUUCUUAACCAGCCAGAUCACUCGGAAACCAAGUUUGCUCAUAUUCAAAAGAACUUAAAGGGUUACUUCAAAAUAUCACGUAAUUACAAAUGGGCACUCGGUCAGAUGUUUGAUGUGCUCCGAUACAACUUGACACUUGUUGUUGAAGAUGAUUUAGAUGUAUCUCCAGAUUUCUUCGACUAUUUCUAUGCUCUUGCACCUCUUCUAUUGGAAGAUAAAACUCUUUUCUGCAUCUCGGCGUGGAACGACAAUGGCAAACCCUCUCUUAUUGACCUUUCUCGCAAUGAUCUCCUAUAUAGGUGA